Messenger RNA from Cladocopium goreaui, 4725 nucleotides. The record is from the annotation of a GenBank genome assembly. NCBI's taxonomy places the organism in Eukaryota, Dinophyceae, Suessiales, Symbiodiniaceae.
AUGGCCGCUGUGGGUGGUGAGCUGAAAAGUGUCGUUCAGCACCUGCGAGCUUUGCAGAGAAGAUUGUGCAGACGCAAAAGACUUGAGCUUGCCAAGGAGGAAGGAACUAGCGACCCCCGAGAGCAUGUGAUGCUCAAAGUACAGCCUACUGCAACAUCUGUUUUGGCUGUUUUCGAGUUGAGCGGCAGAAAUUCUGCUUGUGCUGCACGCUUUUUGGCGGCCAAGAACAAGUUGAAUGUGGCAGAGGCUUCCUUGUCAAAUUCUUUAGCUUCUGCAAUUGAAGAUGCCUAUUUGCAGGUGCCUUUCGAAACCAUUGUGGGCCUCUUAGAUAGUCCCACAUGCCCACGCCACCGUCGUGACUUGUUUGCGGCGGGUCGCUUUAUAGUUGAAACGCAGCUAUACACAUGGCUGCUUGCCCAAAACAAGAAAGGGGUUGCACCUGGGAGGCAACAAUUAGUAGCAGAAGCGUGCAGGCUGACUCCAAAGGAUUUGCCGCAUGAUGUGGCAGCCAUGCUGGAGCAGUACUGGAAAGGCAAUGGACGCGCAAGGUCACAAAGAAAGUGGUUGCGCCGCUUUCGUUUUGAACAUGGUCUACAGUUGGGCCGCGUGCGUGUGCAGGCAGUGAUGCCUCUAGCAGACAUGCAGCGCAAGGCGAAAGCUUUUUGGAGAUGGAGCAACUACGUUCAUGCACAAUCAAGCAGCUCGGGUCCUCUUCUCUUGCUGAACAUGGACGAAACUUCCAUUGCUUUGAAGCCAACCGCGAAGGUUGGCACUGCCGCCCGGGGCUUCACAGGGCACAAGGCUGUAGAUGCCGCAUCUUUGGCUGAGACGCGGGCUCGGUUCACAUUGAUGUGCACGAUUUGCAAUGACACGUCUGUGCAGCCAUUCCUUCCGCAGGUUCUCCUCACGAACGGUCGGUUUCUUGGAAAGAAGGCCAAAGUGGAGAAACUCAGGGGCAAUCUGUCCGUUUGGACCCAGAAAAGCGCUUGGUCAUGCCAUGCUACACUGAGACGAUAUAUUUCUUUGCUUGGAUUCAAGCUCAAGGCUGCAGCUCCGGGCCGUGACUAUGCACUACUUCUAGAUUGCGCGCCUUCUCACUUGCACGGUUCCAUUAAAAGGCAAGCGAAGCUCAACCAUAUUCGUUUGGUCUACAUUGCAGCUGGGCUCACACGUUGCCUUCAACCAGCAGACACAGAUCUAUUUUCGCGGCUGAAGGAGAAAAUCGCAGAGCUAUAUCGUUCACAGCAAUCAAUGAGUGUGGACGGAAAGAUUUCGCCUGCCCAAUGGCUGGAGAUCUUGGGUUCAUCUUUACAAUCAAUUCUACCAGCUGUGAAAUGGAGCCGGGCCUUCGCCAAGGUUGGUGCUUCGAAUUGGCAAAAGGAUGUGUGCCAAUCUUUACUCUUUGAAUUCGGUUGGCCAAGUGUACCGACCAUCCCACCAGGGCCUCCGACUGAGUCGGAGGCCCGCGACAUUUUCCCUAAGGGAAGAAGUAAGCUGGAUGUUCUGUCCUAUGUGCAUUGGAAGCAGCCAGCGGCCAAAGGCCAAUUUCCGUAUGCAUUCGUGGCAGCCAUGGCCGCUGUGGGUGGUGAGCUGAAAAGUGUCGUUCAGCACCUGCGAGCUUUGCAGAGAAGAUUGUGCAGACGCAAAAGACUUGAGCUUGCCAAGGAGGAAGGAACUAGCGACCCCCGAGAGCAUGUGAUGCUCAAAGUACAGCCUACUGCAACAUCUGUUUUGGCUGUUUUCGAGUUGAGCGGCAGAAAUUCUGCUUGUGCUGCACGCUUUUUGGCGGCCAAGAACAAGUUGAAUGUGGCAGAGGCUUCCUUGUCAAAUUCUUUAGCUUCUGCAAUUGAAGAUGCCUAUUUGCAGGUGCCUUUCGAAACCAUUGUGGGCCUCUUAGAUAGUCCCACAUGCCCACGCCACCGUCGUGACUUGUUUGCGGCGGGUCGCUUUAUAGUUGAAACGCAGCUAUACACAUGGCUGCUUGCCCAAAACAAGAAAGGGGUUGCACCUGGGAGGCAACAAUUAGUAGCAGAAGCGUGCAGGCUGACUCCAAAGGAUUUGCCGCAUGAUGUGGCAGCCAUGCUGGAGCAGUACUGGAAAAGCAAUGGACGCGCAAGGUCACAAAGAAAGUGGUUGCGCCGCUUUCGUUUUGAACAUGGUCUACAGUUGGGCCGCGUGCGUGUGCAGGCAGUGAUGCCUCUAGCAGACAUGCAGCGCAAGGCGAAAGCUUUUUGGAGAUGGAGCAACUACGUUCAUGCACAAUCAAGCAGCUCGGGUCCUCUUCUCUUGCUGAACAUGGACGAAACUUCCAUUGCUUUGAAGCCAACCGCGAAGGUUGGCACUGCCGCCCGGGGCUUCACAGGGCACAAGGCUGUAGAUGCCGCAUCUUUGGCUGAGACGCGGGGUCGGUUCACAUUGAUGUGCACGAUUUGCAAUGACACGUCUGUGCAGCCAUUCCUUCCGCAGGUUCUCCUCACGAACGGUCGGUUUCUUGGAAAGAAGGCCAAAGUGGAGAAACUCAGGGGCAAUCUGUCCGUUUGGACCCAGAAAAGCGCUUGGUCAUGCCAUGCUACACUGAGACGAUAUAUUUCUUUGCUUGGAUUCAAGCUCAAGGCUGCAGCUCCGGGCCGUGACUAUGCACUACUUCUAGAUUGCGCGCCUUCUCACUUGCACGGUUCCAUUAAAAGGCAAGCGAAGCUCAACCAUAUUCGUUUGGUCUACAUUGCAGCUGGGCUCACACGUUGCCUUCAACCAGCAGACACAGAUCUAUUUUCGCGGCUGAAGGAGAAAAUCGCAGAGCUAUAUCGUUCACAGCAAUCAAUGAGUGUGGACGGAAAGAUUUCGCCUGCCCAAUGGCUGGAGAUCUUGGGUUCAUCUUUACAAUCAAUUCUACCAGCUGUGAAAUGGAGCCGGGCCUUCGCCAAGGUUGGUGCUUCGAAUUGGCAAAAGGAUGUGUGCCAAUCUUUACUCUUUGAAUUCGGUUGGCCAAGUGUACCGACCAUCCCACCAGGGCCUCCGACUGAGUCGGAGGCCCGCGACAUUUUCCCUAAGGGAAGAAGUAAGCUGGAUGUUCUGUCCUAUGUGCAUUGGAAGCAGCCAGCGGCCAAAGGCCAAUUUCCGUAUGCAUUCGUGGCAGCCAUGGCCGCUGUGGGUGGUGAGCUGAAAAGUGUCGUUCAGCACCUGCGAGCUUUGCAGAGAAGAUUGUGCAGACGCAAAAGACUUGAGCUUGCCAAGGAGGAAGGAACUAGCGACCCCCGAGAGCAUGUGAUGCUCAAAGUACAGCCUACUGCAACAUCUGUUUUGGCUGUUUUCGAGUUGAGCGGCAGAAAUUCUGCUUGUGCUGCACGCUUUUUGGCGGCCAAGAACAAGUUGAAUGUGGCAGAGGCUUCCUUGUCAAAUUCUUUAGCUUCUGCAAUUGAAGAUGCCUAUUUGCAGGUGCCUUUCGAAACCAUUGUGGGCCUCUUAGAUAGUCCCACAUGCCCACGCCACCGUCGUGACUUGUUUGCGGCGGGUCGCUUUAUAGUUGAAACGCAGCUAUACACAUGGCUGCUUGCCCAAAACAAGAAAGGGGUUGCACCUGGGAGGCAACAAUUAGUAGCAGAAGCGUGCAGGCUGACUCCAAAGGAUUUGCCGCAUGAUGUGGCAGCCAUGCUGGAGCAGUACUGGAAAGGCAAUGGACGCGCAAGGUCACAAAGAAAGUGGUUGCGCCGCUUUCGUUUUGAACAUGGUCUACAGUUGGGCCGCGUGCGUGUGCAGGCAGUGAUGCCUCUAGCAGACAUGCAGCGCAAGGCGAAAGCUUUUUGGAGAUGGAGCAACUACGUUCAUGCACAAUCAAGCAGCUCGGGUCCUCUUCUCUUGCUGAACAUGGACGAAACUUCCAUUGCUUUGAAGCCAACCGCGAAGGUUGGCACUGCCGCCCGGGGCUUCACAGGGCACAAGGCUGUAGAUGCCGCAUCUUUGGCUGAGACGCGGGGUCGGUUCACAUUGAUGUGCACGAUUUGCAAUGACACGUCUGUGCAGCCAUUCCUUCCGCAGGUUCUCCUCACGAACGGUCGGUUUCUUGGAAAGAAGGCCAAAGUGGAGAAACUCAGGGGCAAUCUGUCCGUUUGGACCCAGAAAAGCGCUUGGUCAUGCCAUGCUACACUGAGACGAUAUAUUUCUUUGCUUGGAUUCAAGCUCAAGGCUGCAGCUCCGGGCCGUGACUAUGCACUACUUCUAGAUUGCGCGCCUUCUCACUUGCACGGUUCCAUUAAAAGGCAAGCGAAGCUCAACCAUAUUCGUUUGGUCUACAUUGCAGCUGGGCUCACACGUUGCCUUCAACCAGCAGACACAGAUCUAUUUUCGCGGCUGAAGGAGAAAAUCGCAGAGCUAUAUCGUUCACAGCAAUCAAUGAGUGUGGACGGAAAGAUUUCGCCUGCCCAAUGGCUGGAGAUCUUGGGUUCAUCUUUACAAUCAAUUCUACCAGCUGUGAAAUGGAGCCGGGCCUUCGCCAAGGUUGGUGCUUCGAAUUGGCAAAAGGAUGUGUGCCAAUCUUUACUCUUUGAAUUCGGUUGGCCAAGUGUACCGACCAUCCCACCAGGGCCUCCGACUGAGUCGGAGGCCCGCGACAUUUUCCCUAAGGGAAGAAGUAAGCUGGAUGUUCUGUCCUAUGUGCAUUGGAAGCAGCCAGCGGCCAAAGGUCAUGUUCGGCUGUACAAAGGCAAACCCAUUAGAACAUUGGAUUAA